Messenger RNA from Laetiporus sulphureus 93-53, 520 nucleotides. RefSeq lists its product as uncharacterized. The record is from RefSeq and is a predicted model, not a curated record. Bases 54 to 434 code for a protein of 126 amino acids. NCBI's taxonomy places the organism in Eukaryota, Fungi, Basidiomycota, Agaricomycetes, Polyporales, Laetiporaceae. The transcript has 2 exons.
CUCGCGUUCUGUAUAAAACUUUGCUCUGCCCUUCAUUCACCUCAUCACUCGCCAUGGCCGUCCCUCCUGAAGAUGAUAUUUAUGACGACCUUUACGGCGACAGCGCCGACAUUCAGGACGUCUCCCCUCCGCCGUCGGCGUCGACGGAAGAACCACCCGUUCAGAUCCACGACACUUCGUCAGAGCCACAACAGCGCGAGAGGAAGAUUUCAAGUGGAGAAAUCAGUCUUCCUGCCAAGCCAAUACAAUCUACCGAAUUGUCAUACUCGGCGCAGAUCGCGCGGCAAUUUUCCGCAUACAAGCAGACACCAGUCCAGGAGCGCCAACAGCAGUCCCGAACCCAGGGUUUAUCUACAGAUGUUGAAAUGACCAUUUAUGACGGAGGCUCUACUCGUCGGCCGGUGCGUCCCUCUGAGAUGAAGGACGAAGGGUGAGUCUUUCUUGUUCGCGCUGGUCGCUUGUGACGACUACGGACCGUCGUAUUGUUUGAAUGAUUGCGAUACGGAAGUCUCUAUGACGA